AAGUUCGUUAAUGUCUUAACGUUACAGGAGAAAAACGGGAACUAGAUGUCAGGCAACACAAUUUAAUCUGAAACAGUGCCGUGAUUCCCAUUAAAAUCAAUACAACCCAUGCAAAAUCCAAGAUAGCGCGCUGACCGGAGCGCUGGUGGUCGGGAUGUGUAGUACCUUCAAUCAGUCUGACAGUCUAUUAUGAUAAUCUGCGACUUUAGAAUUUCCAAUCACUUCCAGUUUGUAGAUGUUGUUACUAUGACCAACAAAAACUUAAAAACAACGUUGCUUCGUUUAAAACUGUGAACACAACAUCUAAUACAAGCUACAUGUGGGUUUUUUUUUUGCUAUAUCAUGACAGAUGGAAGGACAGACUGAUGAAGAUAGUUAUAGUAUAGUUAAUAACAUUUUUAGUUAACCUAGCUAGCUAAAUGCCCGUGAAUACUGGACUUCAUCACAAGAGGUGGCCAAAAAUAACGAAUGGCCAUGCUGCUCUGCUGGAGUACUUUCUUUUUUUUUUGCUAGCCUGCUAGCCAUGAGAACUUGCGAACGCGCCGGUGAGGUGGGGGUUACUCCUCUCGCUGCCUCCGCUGCUCUUUGGCUGCGCUCCGGAGAGCAGCUGCAGCAGAGCGCCGGCAGAGAGGAGAGUCACGCAGUCUAAGGGAGAGACUGCGCUCAAGUUGGCGACGACACCGAUGCUGAGGAGGACUUUACUCGUGUUUCUUGAUCGGCAUCUUUUAAACAGUUCAUUUUUAAGAAUGGCUUUUUCCGUGUCAUCUCUCAGACCGAUGCUCUAACAGUGAAGUUAUUUGCUUAAAUACUGCGAGAAUGAACUUUAUUUAGAAGGUAUCCCUCCUGCAGGUAGCCUGAGGUCCAGUCCCACCAUUGUCAUCCAGCGGGAGUCUUUUUCUUGAGAUAGAGUUCAGUUUCACAACAGAUUAUAAUUCACCGCGCUCCGUUUUGCUCAAGGACGGAGGGACGAGGACAAUGGGUGCCGGUGGGGUUUCUGCCCAAGCCCUGCUGUGGCUCAACCUGUUCAGCUUGAUCUCUCUGGUGUCUCCCCUUAACCCGGAUGACCCCAACGUCUGCAGCCACUGGGAGAGCUAUGCAGUGACCGUGCAGGAGUCUUACGCUCAUCCAUUUGACCAGGUCUACUACACGCGCUGCACCGACAUCCUCAACUGGUUCAAAUGCACCAGACACAGGAUCAGCUACAAGACGGCGUACAGACGAGGCGUGAGGACCAUGUACAGGCGACGCUCUCAGUGCUGCCCAGGCUUCUAUGAAAGUGGAAACCUGUGUGUUCCGUUGUGUACUGAAGAGUGUGCCCACGGACGGUGUGUCUCUCCUGAUACCUGCCAAUGUGAGCCGGGCUGGGGAGGACUGGACUGCUCCAGUGGCUGUGAGAGUGACUUCUGGGGGCCCCACUGCAGUAACCGCUGUCAGUGCCGGAACGGGGCCAAAUGUAACCCGAUAACCGGAGCCUGCGUCUGCACCGACGGCUACCAGGGCUGGCGCUGCGAGGAGCCCUGCGACCCCAGCUUCUACGGCAAGGACUGCCUGCUGGAGUGCCAGUGCCUCAAUGGCGCCACAUGCCACCAUCAGACUGGCGAGUGCCUCUGUGCGCCCGGAUACACCGGGGCCUUCUGUGAGGAGCCUUGUCCUCCAGGUAAACACGGCUCCCUGUGCGAACAGCGCUGUCCCUGUCAGAACGGAGGAACGUGCCAUCACGUCACCGGGGAGUGCUCCUGUCCCGCCGGCUGGGUGGGUCCGGUCUGCGCACAGCCGUGUUCGUUCGGAUCAUUUGGCAUUAACUGCUCUCAGGAGUGCACAUGUCGCAACGGAGGCCUGUGUGACCACAUCAGCGGCCAGUGCCAGUGCACUGCCGGCUACAUCGGAGAGAGAUGCCAGGAUGAAUGCCCAGUUGGCACUUAUGGGCCGCAGUGUGCCCACAAGUGUGACUGUCAGAAUGGGGCCAAGUGCUACCACAUCAACGGCGCCUCUUGUAACGAGGGCUUUAAGGGCCCCAGCUGCCAGGACCGCUUCUGUCCCACUGGCUUGUACGGACUCAUCUGUGACAAAUACUGCCCCUGCAAAACUGCAAACACACUCAGCUGUCACCCUCUGUCAGGAGAAUGCACCUGUGCAGCAGGAUGGGCGGGGCUUUACUGUAACGAGACCUGUCCGGCAGGUUACUUCGGCGAGGGCUGCAGAGAGCUGUGCGCCUGUGCUAACGGAGCCGACUGUGACGGCACCACUGGAGCUUGUCUGUGUGCUCCAGGGUUCAUAGGUGACGACUGCUCUAUCAGCUGUCCUGCAGGCCUGUACGGGAUCAACUGCACCUCACCGUGCUCCUGCCACAACGAGAUCUCCUGCUCACACAUUGACGGCUACUGCAUCUGCAGAGAAGGUUGGCAGGGUGUGGACUGCUCCAUCCCUUGCUCCAGUGGUACUUGGGGACUAAGCUGCAAUCAGACGUGUCAAUGUGCCAACGGGGCGGCCUGCGAUCCCGUCAACGGAACCUGCACCUGCUCCUCGGGCUGGAGGGACGAAUACUGCGACGUACCGUGUCCUGAGGGAUCAUACGGGCUGGACUGCAGAGAGAGAUGUGACUGUGUCAAUGCUGAUGGCUGUGAUCCAGUGACCGGCUUCUGUCACUGUCUUGCAGGUUGGACAGGUGUCCAUUGUGAUAGUGUGUGUGAGGAGGGACGCUGGGGACCCAACUGCUCCUACAGCUGCACCUGUGAGAACGGAGGCUCCUGCUCCCCAGAGGACGGCACCUGUGUGUGCGCUCCCGGCUACCGCGGCACUAACUGCAGAAGAACAUGUUCGCCUGGUUUCUACGGCCAUCGUUGCAGCCAGUCGUGUCCUCAGUGUAUCCACAGUGAUGGGGCGUGUCACCACAUCACCGGCCAUUGUGAAUGUCUCUCUGGCUUCUUCGGCUCCCUCUGUAAUCAAGUGUGUCCCAGUGGAAAGUUUGGUAAAGCCUGUGCUGAGGCCUGUGUGUGCACCAACAACGGCACCUGUAAUCCCAUCGACGGCUCCUGUCAGUGCUACCCAGGAUGGAUCGGCGAGGACUGCUCCAAACCAUGUCCUCAGGGCUCGUGGGGCCCAGACUGCAUCCACACAUGUAACUGUCACAACGGAGCCCAGUGCAGCGCCACAGACGGAGAGUGUAACUGCAGCCCUGGAUGGACGGGACUCUACUGUACUCAGCGCUGUCCUACGGGUUUCUACGGCUCUCAGUGUGCUGAGGUGUGUCGCUGUCAGAACGGGGCAGACUGUGACCACAUCAGCGGACAGUGCUCCUGCAGGACGGGCUUCAUUGGACAGAGCUGUGAGCUCAAGUGUCCUGCGGGGACGUUUGGCUACGGCUGCCAGCAGCUGUGUGAGUGUAUGAACAACGCCACCUGUGACUACGUGACGGGAACCUGCUACUGCAGCAUCGGCUUCAAAGGCAUCCGCUGUGACCAGGCGGCUCUGAUGAUGGAGGAACUGAACCCCUACACCAAGAUCAGCCCGGCCCUGGCAUCAGAGCGGCAAUCAGCCGGUGCCGUCCUGGGCAUCAUCUUCCUGUUGCUGCUCAUCAUGGCCAUGCUCGGCCUGGUGGUCUGGUUCCGACUCCGGCAGAGAGAGAAAGGCCAUCAUGUGCCGAGCGUUACCUACACGCCGGCCCUGCACAUGAACUCCACCGACUACUCCCUCUCAGGGCUGCAGUGCACAGGCCUGCUCUCCUCUACAGAGUCCUCUCCCAGUAACAGCUCAGUAGGCCGCUGCUUCUCCAACCCCAGCUACCGCACCCUGGGGCCCUGCACCUACGCCGCGCACUACGCCAAGCCGGACAAGAGGAGCACCACCAAGGUGGGCAUGAAGACAAAGAAGCGACACAGGAACAGUGCACCGGAGUGGGGGGCCUACUGUAACCUCAGCGAGCUGGGUGUUUACUGCAUUGACCGGCGUUACAGCUACCACUUGGAGCCGCGCUACAGAGACUAUAUGAAGGGCUCCUUGUCCAGCACCUGCUCCCUCAACAGUGAAAACCCAUACGCCACCAUCAACGACCCGCCCGGUCUGUGUAAACACUCGGAGAGCAGCUACGUGGAGAUGAAAUCGCCGGCUCGCCAUGAACACGUGACACACUGCUGCUCCACCGCUAUCAUCACCACCACCACCACCACCGCACCCACCAAGAACGUCUACGACAUGGAACCAACCGUCAGUAUUGUACAGGGAGCCGGCAGCAUUGUGGUUCCCAGUUACCCUCAGAGCCCAUACGACCUGCCCAGGAACAGCCACAUCCCCAGCCACUACGACCUGCUACCUGUGCGCCCCAGUCCCUCCCACAGCCACAGCCUCACCCUGCACAGCCACAGCCCUCCGCUGCCCGGCAGCCCCACAAGCUCACUGCUCUAGACCCCAGCAGCCAGACUGGACACUGGACCAGUGCUCCCAGUUCAUCCAGAACCAGGAAACUGUGAACUGGGACAGAACAUGGAAAGAUUGGAAUGAUGGAAAGAUUGUAUGUGUGUGUGUGAGAAUGUUUAUCAUUUUAUCACUGUAUUAUAUUCAAACUGUUUGAGCUGUUUUUGUGCCAGUCAAUACUACAUAUUUGUGUUGUAUUGUAAAGUCCCCCUCAUCAACAAAAUGUCAAUCGAGGAAAUAUAAACGUCGUAUGCCCACAUGUGUCAGAAGACGGGAACUCGAGGACGAUAGGAAAAGAAAAGCAAAGUGACUGAGGUAUUCGUGUAAAUUUAUCUGGGUGAGACUGUCAAUGUGCGUGCCAAAGACGAGACUGAGGCCCACGUCACACCUGGAUUCAGAGGAUCUACCAAGCCUGCACAAUGAAGAAGCAUCACAUGGGCAUUAUUUCUUGCACUGCAAACAAACUUGUAUGGACAGCUCUGGAGAGAAUGUGCUCAUUACGCUGAUAAUCUCCCACAAAAAGGGAAGUAUGUGAAUAAAUGCACACAAACUGCAGUCUGGUCAGAUUUACACUACCUGUAUAGUUCUGGUAUUUUUACACAUUGUUUCUUAUUUCGUGUUUACAUAUUUGAAGAUCCUAAACGGGAUCCAUAUUUUGUCUCUAAAAAAGUGAUCUUUUUUCUAUGUACUGUAGGCAAAAUGGUGUAUUGGCUGUACAGUCACUGUACACUAGUGAUUAUUAUAGUGGUUUUCUUUUAUCGUGUCGAGCUUUAUGCAUGCCAAAGAUUAUUCGAGAUAUAAUAGUUAGCCAUGAAUACCCUUUUUUUGUCCUUUGGUGCGAACUGAUUAUUGUCAUCUGACUGUCUCAACAUGGGAAAAACUCCAAUCAGAAACAUGCUUUUUGGGAAUAUGUAACUAACAACUGUAUUCAUUAUUGAUUAAUCCUUCGAUUAGUUUUUCAAUUAAUCUAUUAAUCGUUUUGCCUAUAACAUGUCAUAAAAUAGUAAAAGUGUCCAUCACAAUUUCUGAAAACCCAAGAUGACAUCUUCAAAUAUCUUGUUCCGCCUGAUCGACUAAAACACCUAAGAUAUUCAGUUACUAUCACUUAAGGAAAAGAAAAUUGUCAUUGAAAAUUUGACUAAAUGAUUUAAAUGAUUAAUCGAUAGAUUACUGGUAAUGGACUUGUUGAGUUGUUUCAACUCUAAUGCACUGAAAUAUUUUAAUAGUUAAACUUUAAUUUACUUAAACUUCCACCUCAACACUAAUGUCAUUACAAAAUCAUAAGAUGUAUGUUCCCAAAUAACACAAUGAUGUGUUUCAGAUGUUCUUGUAUCAACUAUUUCUGACAUUAAAUAUGAAAUAGAGCAGUGAUGUAUAAAAUCCUGCUAAAUUUUUCAGUAACGUAGGUCAGUUUUGUAACAAAUGUUGAUAAUUAUACCUCGGCAAAUAGCAAUAACAGGACAUGUUGACAAUCAGAUGUAAACAGCUUUCUUUUCUCAUGUAUUAUUUCCUACUUUUGUUCCAUUUGCUGCUUAUAUGUCUUUUCUUCACCUUUGAUCCAAAUAAUAGUUUCAGCUACAGUAGAUGCAUCGAGUGCUGGUUGUUCUUUUUGUUUUGAGCCCUAAACUCAAUAAAGUUGUCAUAGCUCAGGGGA
Molecule: messenger RNA, 6064 nt
Organism: Micropterus salmoides (largemouth bass)
Lineage: Eukaryota; Metazoa; Chordata; Actinopteri; Centrarchiformes; Centrarchidae
Product: multiple epidermal growth factor-like domains protein 11
Molecular function (GO): protein binding; scavenger receptor activity
Source: RefSeq, a predicted model, not a curated record